Molecule: messenger RNA, 4972 nt
Organism: Dromaius novaehollandiae (emu)
Lineage: Eukaryota; Metazoa; Chordata; Aves; Casuariiformes; Dromaiidae
Gene: IL4R
Product: interleukin 4 receptor
Exons: 13
Coding region: 644-3763 (1039 amino acids)
Biological process (GO): cytokine-mediated signaling pathway; production of molecular mediator involved in inflammatory response
Cellular component (GO): membrane; external side of plasma membrane
Molecular function (GO): cytokine receptor activity; protein binding
Source: RefSeq, a predicted model, not a curated record
CCCCGCCCCCGCCCCCGCCGCGCCUGGCGCGCGCCCGGCCGCGGGCAGUGCUGGCGGCCCCCUGAGCGGCGCGAGCGGCCGAGACCAGCCCGAGGCCGGCGCCCGUGGUCGCCUGGCGCGCCCCGAGGCGCCGCGGCCCCGUCAGCGCUCGGCGGGGGCAGCGGCGCCCGGCUGAGCCGCCGCCUCCCCGCGGCCGCCUGCCGGGACGGCGCCGGAGCGGGCGGCGGGGCUCCCCGGGCGGCGCGGCCCGCGGAAGGACGCUGUCGCCGUGCUGCGCCGCGCGCGGAGCCGCCGGGGGAAGCAACCGUUCCCGCUGCGCGCGGAGUCAGGAGAGCAUCAGUUGGUGAUAAGCUGGUCCCGCGUUUGUGAACCUCCGGCUCUCAGCGGGAGCCGUGCUGCUCCUCCUGGUCCAGACCCUCCGGAAAACUGGCGUUUUCUCAAGGAGAGAGAUUUUUUGCUCUGCAGUCUGCUGGUUCUUACGUACUUACGUGAUACAGGAUUAUUUGGCAAAAGUUUUCAGGGUUUCUUGGAACUGCAGUCAUGGGACGCUAUUACUCAGCGAUGGACUGGAAAAGCAAGCAUUUCCUCUCUUGAGAAUGCCAAGUUUGAGCACAGCUUGUCCUGCUGAACCUGACCAGUGUCGAUGAUGGCAAGAAUCCCAAGUGCUGCACUGCAUACCCUGUGGAUCCUUUUCUUUUCAUAUGCAACAAAUGAAAUUACGGCUACAGGACAUGUACAGGAGUUUGCGUGCGUCACUGACUAUGCUAAAGAACUGGUUUGUCACUGGAAGGUGCCCACACAGACAAACUGCUCCAAAGAAUUCCUGCUCUAUUACAGGAAGGAAUUUUUGUCUCUGCGAAAUCAUGUGUGUGUCCCUGAGAAUGGAAAAGAGAGUUCCACAUGCACUUGCACAAUAUGUUCUGAUUAUUUUGUAUCAGGCCUCACCUAUAUUCUAGCUCUGCAGUUCAAUGGGACUGAUAUGUGGAAUUACAGUGUUACACCAGCCUUGGUUGUUAAGCCAAGGGCCCCCAAAAAUCUUGCCAUUGAGAAAGCUGAAAAUGGUAAUUUCAAUCUGAGCUGGGAAGAGAGCUAUACCCCUCCGUCCAUGCUCUCUGGACAGCCGGUGAUCUAUGAAGUAAAAUAUUGGAGCAAGCAGGACCCCACAGAGGUUUCUAUAAAAUCAAUUAACUAUCAGACAAAAAGCUUUGAAAUUAUUGCAAGCUCUUUGAGGAAAGGGUAUGAUUACGUUGUAUGCGUACGGUGUAACUAUACAGACUACCCAGCCUACUGGAGUGACUGGAGUGACAGGGUUGAAUUUCACUAUGAUUAUCAAGUAACAACCGAAGACAUUCUGCAGAUGGCUGUUCCUGUAUCCUGCAUACUGAUCAUGGCAGUAGCUGUAAUUUGUUACUUCUGUUUUACCAAAGUGAAGAAGGAAUGGUGGGAUCAAAUCCCAAAUCCAGCCAAGAGCCAUUUGGUUGUAAAAAAUGUCAAGUUUUCAGUUUUGUGCUACAUUGAUGAAAUUAAGUUCCCUUUCCACGACUUAAAGCAGAGUCGGAUGGAAAACCAAAUAAGUUGCAAGAACUGUCUGGCUCAAAGUUUGUCAGGCCAAAGCUUCAAGGGAAAAGAUAAUAUCUCACACAUUGAGAAACCUUGCAGUUGCUACAGCAAGUCUGGAGACUGGUUCCCAAAAGGCAAUGGUGCGGUUUUAACCCCUGAGACAAUUCUGGUUGAAAAGUCUCUUGAAAUCUGUGAAUGUUUAACAGACAUUGAGGCUGAGAGCCAGGAAGAGACUUGUGACCAGGUCACCAUGUUUGAGCCUUGUGAGGGCGGUGCCAGUACUUUCAGGGAGCACAUUGAACAUAAUGAUGCACUAGCUAACAUGUUCAUGGAGCUCCUGGCAGAUGAAAACAAUACGCAAGGCAAUGAAGAUAGAGACGUCAUCACAGAUAAGAAUAAAACCUUUGAAGGACUUGAGUCAGAAAACCCGUUGCAGCAAAAUCCAAAAGAAAAUGCAGACCAGCAUCAGCAGCCAUGUGGUAUUUUUCACACAGACUCCCUUUUCUCCGAAGUCUCACAAGAUGACUACAAUUGCAGUACAGCCAGCAAGAAGUCAGCACGAUCAGAAGAAUCCUUUGAAUCUGGCUAUCAAAGCUCUAACACAAAUUCUGCUUCUCUGGAGGCAAGAGGUCCUCCAGAUAUGCUUGACCAAAGCCUUUCUUCAUGCAGUUCUGAAAUUCAGCAUGACUCGUCUGUCUUGAUUCAGGAAUCACCAAAGGAACCAGCCUUCGAGAUCAUCAAACACAGAAUAAGCAACUCUGCAUACAAGAGCAUUGAUAGCCUUGUGUCAUCGUCCUUAGGACCCUGUAGCUCUGCAUACAAGAGCUUUGACACCCUUGUGUCUCCAUCCGUGGGGCCCUGUAGCUCUGCAUACAAGAGUUUUGACACCCUUGUGUCUCCAUCCGUGGGGCCCUGUAGCUCUGCAUACAAGAGUUUUGACACCCUUGUAUCUCCAUCCAAGGGCCCUGGUGGUUCUGCGUGCAAGAGCUUUGAUACUCUUCUGUCUCAGUCUACGGCUAACAACAGUCUGACUCCAUGUUUUGAAAACAUGUGCUCCUCACUGCCUUUGACGCAGUUUUCAGAGAAUCCAGAACUUCACUGCAGAGAUGAAAUUUAUCAACUCCCUAGCGAUCAGAGAUGUUAUGCCAACUACAGAUCUGCCUGCACUGAGCUUGAUUUUCAGAGCACCUGUUCAGAUCAUACUGAUUUUCCAUCUUUCUCCACACAUGCAAAUAACAGAGCUUCAGCUUUCCUACCAGAGGAGGAAAUAUAUAAGCAAAUAACAUAUCAAAAUGUUCAAAAGAAAGCAGAUGUCAUUUCUUGCCCCAUUGGACCUCGACCAUCUGGUUAUCAAUCUUUUGAUACUGCCGUUAAAUGUAAUGGCACAUACUUUGACAAUGACAGUGAGGUUAUCUGUAGGUCACAGUAUGAACCCUUUCUUAGUCUUCUGUACAACAACCUCAGAGAAGCACCUCCAGAUACCAUAAUCCGUGAACCUGACCAGAAGACAGACAACCAUGUAUGUUUGAUUUUACAGGGCUUUGAUAGUGGCAUUGUCCCAGGUUUAGCCACUAGUGAGAAUGUCUCACAGAACAGCGAUAACAGGCUUUGGAUUAUCAACUCUAAUGAGCUCUCUAGUGAUAGCAAUGAUGAAAACACCAUCAGAGACUUACAGCUGUUGCGUUUGUUAGAGGUGAACUCUCAAGAUUUUAAAAGCAGAGAAAAAACUAUAAAGGGGGCAAAACCUGAUAGCUUUGACUGUGCCGAUAAAGGAAUGCAAGAGAGCAGCAGUAACAGACUAAAUGCUGACUUCCAGUGCCACACACAUACCCAUUUGAAGAAGCCUGGAAAUACGGGGGAAAAUAAAGAGGUGAUACAGCAUGUGGUAAGCAGAAGAUGGGGCUCAGCAGGUAACUUACCAGAAGAAUCACUGGACAGAAGUGGGCUAAGCUUAAAAAGAAAAACUGCAGAUUCGCUGGAGCUCCCGGUCAUAGACAAGGUGGCACCUCCUCUUUCUGUGGAUAACUCCUGUCCUUCUUAUUCUUGCACCAUUCCCAAUGAGGGAUCCAAACUGACACCUCUAAUUAAAAAAAGAUCAGCAGAACUAUUGAGGGAAAACAACAGAAAGAAUGAGAAAAAAGUGAAACUUCUACAAGUCCUUGCCCAGGAGGACAAUUGUUAUAUGAAGGCAUGCUUAAAAUGAGGGCUGCUGCAGUUCAGACAUGGAUUUACUGCGUCGUAACACUCGUGUGCUGCAGGGCUGGCAACAGGUGUGUGAUGCAGGCCCUUGGGGGACAGGAGUGGUUAGUACCUAACAAUUGCAGCUAUAACUCUCUCAAGGAAGUAGAGCCAAAGCUAAGGUCUCCCUGGACCUGAUCCCACUCCAAAAGUGAGCAGCAGCUGCAUAAAGUAGGAGUUCUUAUUCAGUACAGCUCCUGUAAUAAUUGCUCUGGCUCUGUAUAUGAUUGGGAAGCACACAAAGGUGAUGUGGAAGGUGCUAACACACCUUGAAGUUGAAAGUAGCUGCAAGUCAAAGGGGAAGUGACUGACUUGCUCUGACAGCAUCACACAUCUCCCAUAAAUUAUUUACUGAAAAAGUGAGAGAUGUCAUGUGUGACUGGACCCAGGCCAUUAUUCAGGAUUAGUUUCUUGUCCAAACUACAUGGCACACACCUGCAAUUAUUCUGUGUGUAGAACUAAACAGAAUUAUUUCAUAAUUCCACAGCUGUACAUGGAAUCAGACAUUUCUAAACCAUGUUUUCCCAGAAAGCCUAUCCAGUGUAUGGUCAAACUCACCUGAAUUGAUGGAGCAUUUUUGUGUGCCCAGACAACAUGGGGAAUUAUGCCCCAGGCUUGAAAAUAGCAUGUGUCUUUUGCUGGAUAAUUGUUCCAAAAGUUUUACUCAUGACUCUGAACUUUUCUAGGGCAUUAGCAUAUAUUUUUGGCAUUGUAAAUUCCACCAUAAUGUAUUAGCAGUAUUGCAAAAUAGUUAAGGACUGUUACAAUAAUUAAUUUCAUGUCUCAAGCCAGUUCUCAUUACGCAGAAAACCCUAUUGCCAUUCCUAUCCAUAAACAAAGAAGAUAAGAGCAGCUCUGAGAACAGAUCUGUAACUGCUGCACUGCAACAGGUUUGACCUGUUUGUAAGUAGAAUUUUUUACUGCAACUCUUUCUUCAAAGUUCAGGUUGGCCAGGUAGUAAAGGUUUCUAUGCACCAAUUUUGCAGCAGUUAAAAAGGGUAUGUAAGCUCUGGAAGGAUACUCACAGUGAAGCAUCUGUAUUCAGAUGAGAUAGCUAACAUUUGCAUAAGCACUGGUAUCUAGCCCACUUUCAUUAAGGUGGUGGAUGGUAAAAGAUCUCACUAUGUGAACUUAAGCUUCUGAUGAGCAUAUUAAAAAUUGCCAUUGAAAAUAA